GAACGUCUAUAAGAAAGGUCAUUUUCCAACUCAUCCUGUCUGAUGCGAGGCAGUCAUGGCUGUUCGGAAACUGUAUGGAGCCCUUGAUUCCCCUUCCACCAUGCGAGCCCUGGCUUCUCUUUUCGAGCACGACGUCGAGUUUGAGCUCAUUCCCGUCGACUUCCAGGCCGGAGAGCUCAAAAAGAUGCCUUCCCUCUCCCCCUUUGGCGAGCUUCCGGUCUUUCAAGAGGGGGACUUGACUCUUUUCGAGUCGAGGACGAUCAUGAGGUACAUAUCGCAUGAGUAUGGGAAGCGUGGGGAAGAGCAGGUUUACGAGAUACCGAAGCUGCAAGGAAUAGCGGCGGCAUGGAUAGAUGUUGAGGACCACCAGUUCGAUCCUCCAGCUUCAAAGCUGAUAUGGGAGCUGGUUUUCAAGCCCCAGAAGGGUCUGCCGACGGAUGAAGGUGUGGUGGAAGAAGAAGAGGCGAAGCUAGUGAAGGUGUUGGAUGUGUACGAAGAGAGGCUCAGCAAUUCCGUCUUCUUGGGAGGAGAUAAGUUCACUUCAGCUGAUCUGACUCACAUCCCAUCCUUGUACUUGUUGAUGAAGACUCCGGUGAAGCGGCUGUUCGAGGAGCGGCCUCGUGUGAGGGCUUGGUACAGGGGCGUCAUGUCCAGGCCAGGCUGGGAAAAGAUGGUGGAGAUGGUUGAGAAAGUUCGAGCUUAGGGAGCUUUUGAAACAAUUACCUGAGAUUCUUCUUCUUCUUCUAGCAUUGCUUGAUCCAUUCUCAUCGGAUUCUCCCAGCUUUUGGACUGGUAUGAUUGUUUGUAUUAUUGUGCUCCAGGGACAGUACUGAACUUUUCUGCUUUAUAAGUCCAUUUAAUUUAAAGGUACAAUUAUGCUUUUCAA
This is a messenger RNA of Vitis vinifera (wine grape), 886 nucleotides long. Its product is annotated as glutathione S-transferase. Gene Ontology annotation, molecular function: glutathione binding; glutathione transferase activity. Gene Ontology annotation, cellular component: cytoplasm. The record is from RefSeq and is a predicted model, not a curated record. Bases 56 to 703 code for a protein of 215 amino acids. Lineage: Eukaryota; Viridiplantae; Streptophyta; Magnoliopsida; Vitales; Vitaceae. The transcript is spliced from 3 exons.